Molecule: messenger RNA, 1554 nt
Organism: Linum tenue
Lineage: Eukaryota; Viridiplantae; Streptophyta; Magnoliopsida; Malpighiales; Linaceae
Source: the annotation of a GenBank genome assembly
CUCCAAAAUCUGCACACCUAGCUGUUUCCCCAACCCCACUCUCCCAACCGCACCCGCUCCUUCUGUCCCUCCUCGAAAUCGAAAUAUUAAUAAAGUUUCCAUUUUUAUCAGCUCCCAGAGAGAAAGCUCCUCCCUUGCUCGCUCGCUCGCUGCCGCUGCUGCUGCUGAAGCAUUUCCCAGCUUCCAUAUUUUAGAGUUCAGCAGCAUAAGCAAACAUUCACCAAAACUGUUGCUCAUUCUAGUUAGAGUACAAUGAACUACAAUACCUCUGGCAUUGGUUCUGGCAGUAGAACUUCUUCAAGAACAUUUGAGUUUGGAAGGACCUAUGUUGUUAGGCCCAAGGGAAAGCACCAGGCCACAAUAGUUUGGCUGCAUGGCUUGGGUGACAAGGGAUCAAGUUGGGCGCAACUCCUGGAGACCCUUCCUCUUACAAAUAUUAAAUGGAUUUGCCCGACUGCUCCGUCCAGGCCAGUUGCUUUGUUCGGUGGAUUUCCAUGCACUGCUUGGUUUGAUGUUGGAGAAAUCUCUGAAGAAGGUCCUGAUGACCUGGAGGGACUGGAUGCUUCAGCAGCACAUGUAGCCAACCUUUUAUCUACAGAGCCUGCUGAUAUCCAAGUUGGUGUUGGUGGCUUCAGCAUGGGUGCUGCAACUGCCCUUUACUCUGCUACUUGCCGCACAUUAGGACAGUAUGGGAACGGGAACCCAUACCAGGUCAAUCUAAGUGCAGUAGUUGGUCUAAGUGGCUGGCUUCCUUGUUCGAGGACCUUGAGAAGUAGGAUGGAAAGAUCAUAUGAUGCAGUGAGGCGGGCUGCAUCUUUGCCCAUUUUGCUUUGCCAUGGCUCAGCUGAUGAUGUGGUUGCACACAACCACGGAGAGAAAUCAGCACAGGCCUUAAACUCAGUCGGGUUCCGGAAUCUCGUGUUCAGAACAUACAAUGGAAUGGGUCACUAUACCAUCCCGGAAGAGACGAGGGAAGUCUGCACUUGGCUCACCACAAAAUUGGGGCUGGAGGGUUCUUAAGAACAGUAAUGCUACUGAGGAUGGUGAUAAUCUUUGCUGGGAGAGAAGUAUAUGGGGGAACCUAGAGAGAGAGAGAGAGGGGGUUAGGAAAAAGAAGGGGGGUUUCUAGGACUAGAUGGUUUGGUGUGGAGGGAUAGGAGUAUCAAGGUAUAGCUUAUGAUAAAUGGGGGGUUCAAUUGGUUGAUUCAUGUGAGUUCUCCAAAAUAAAAAUGUGUUCUUGUUUUGCUUUUCUUCACUACUUUAUAUUUUGGGGUUUAACCUUUUGUAUUUUCCAUAACUAUUUUGUGGGUUUGAGUUUUGAGGGUAAUGGGUUUUACUGCUGGUGUUCUAAAUGGGGAUCCUAAGGAUAGGUUACUUGAGGUGGGGGAUACUUUGAAGUUUUGGGAGGGGGGUUUACUGGUUAGAGAGAGGGAAGUGUUAAAUGAUCUAGUUGAUGAUGUAUCUUUCAUUUUUGUUGUUGUAUCUCCAUAAACUAUGUAACUUCCAGACCAUAUAAAAUAAAUGCAAUCUCUCAGUGUGGUACCUCAAUGUGUG